AUGGCAUACGUUGGUUAUCAUUUGGUGCAGAAUAAUACGUCUGUAGAAGAUCUCUACCUUCAUAACAAUCAAAUUGGAGUUGGGGGAGCACACUAUUUGAGUAUUACAUUACAACAUAAUAAAAAACUUACUGUACUUUGUCUCACUAAUAAUCAAAUCGGAAAUGAAGGAAUACAAUAUCUGAGUGAUGCGUUGGAGAAUAAUAAAACACUUAAGACAGUCUCUUUGGGAAAAAAUCACAUUACAGCUCAAGGAGUACAGCAUUUAAGCGAUGCAUUGCAAUAUAACAAGACGCUCACUACGCUUUACCUGUCCGAUAAUCCAUUUGGAAAUAAAGGAGCACUGUAUCUGAGUAAUGUAUUGCAAAGUAGUACGGCAUUGACCACACUCUGGAUUAAUAAUAAUCACAUCGGAAUUGAAGGAGCACAAUAUUUAAGUAAUGCAUUAAAAACUAAUACAACACUCAUGAUAUUAUUUCUUCAUAACAACCACAUUCAAAGUCAAGGAGCACAAUAUCUCAGUGAUGCACUACAAAAUAAUAAGACUCUCAAAAAGCUUAAUCUUAGUGAUAAUGAAAUUGGAAACAAAGGAACACAACAUUUAUGUAAUACAUUCAUAAAUAAUAAAGAAUUCAAAAUAAUGGCAUUAAAUACGAAACCAACAACAAAUACACCAAAUUCAAUUAAAUUUCUUAUCAGUGGUUUAGCUUCAAUGGGUGCUACUUUGUUUGUUCAUCCAAUGGAUUUAGUUAAAAAUCGAAUGCAAAUAAGUGGUGAAGGUGGUGGAAUUAAAGAAUAUCGAACAAGUUAUCAUGCAUUAACAACUAUAUUUCGUAAAGAAGGUUUUCGUGGAAUUUAUUCAGGACUUUCUGCUGGUUUAUUUCGUCAAGCAACAUAUGCCACAACUCGUCUAGGUAUAUAUCAGAUAUUAUUAGAACGUUUUAGAGAUCAUGAUGGUCGUCCACCAUCUAUUUUUGUUAAUCUUCUUUUGGGUGUUAUCAGUGGUGGAUUAGGUUCACUUAUUGGUACUCCAGCUGAGCUCGCUUUAAUUCGUAUGACACUUGAUGGACGAUUACCGAUGAAUGAACGAAGAAACUAUGCACAUGUAUUUGAUGCUCUUGCAAGAAUUACACGAGAAGAAGGUAUUUUAAAAUUAUGGCGUGGAGCUAUACCAACAGUAACACGAGCUAUGAUUGUUAAUGCUGCACAAAUGCCAUCAUAUUCACAAGCGAAACAAUUAAUUAUGUCAAUGGAUCUUAUGCAACAAGGACUUCCUUUACAUGCUGUAUCAUCAUUAAUAGCAGCAUUAGUAACUACUAUUGUUUCGUUACCAAUUGAUAUUGUUAAAACUCGAUAUCAAAAUAUGAAAAUUAUACAAGGAAAACCAGAAUAUACGGGAAUUUUAGAUGUAUUUCAACGUAUAUUUCGUCAAGAAGGAAUAUUGAGUUUUUGGAAAGGUUUUACACCAUAUUUUUAUCGUAUUGGUCCACAUACAAUUCUCUCAUUUAUAUUUAUUGAACAAUUAAAUAUUCAAUAUCAACGACGUAUUUGUAAAAAUGAAAGUUAUAUGUCAACAUUAUGA
This is a messenger RNA of Adineta steineri, 1581 nucleotides long. The record is from the annotation of a GenBank genome assembly. Lineage: Eukaryota; Metazoa; Rotifera; Eurotatoria; Adinetida; Adinetidae.